Molecule: messenger RNA, 763 nt
Organism: Tarenaya hassleriana
Lineage: Eukaryota; Viridiplantae; Streptophyta; Magnoliopsida; Brassicales; Cleomaceae
Product: histone H3.3
Exons: 5
Coding region: 149-559 (136 amino acids)
Cellular component (GO): nucleosome
Molecular function (GO): DNA binding; structural constituent of chromatin; protein heterodimerization activity
Source: RefSeq, a predicted model, not a curated record
CUUAACGUUCCCGUAUAUAUUCCCUAAUCCAUCUAAUUCAUACAGUAUUCUCAGAUUCUCAAAAUUUGUGUGUUGCGAUUUUCGAUCUCUCCCUCCAAAUUCUCUACGAAGAACCUCAAGUUAUUGUGCUGUUAGUAUCCGAGAAGAUAUGGCUCGUACGAAGCAAACCGCUCGUAAAUCGACAGGAGGAAAGGCUCCGAGAAAACAGCUUGCGACCAAGGCUGCGAGAAAAUCUGCUCCGACCACCGGAGGAGUGAAGAAGCCUCACCGUUACCGUCCUGGAACCGUCGCCCUUCGUGAAAUCCGCAAGUACCAGAAGAGUACGGAGUUGUUAAUCCGCAAAUUGCCCUUCCAGCGACUUGUUCGUGAAAUCGCCCAGGAUUUCAAGACGGAUCUGAGGUUCCAGAGCCAUGCGGUGUUGGCUCUUCAGGAGGCUGCCGAAGCUUACCUGGUGGGUCUCUUCGAAGACACGAACCUCUGCGCCAUUCACGCCAAGAGGGUCACCAUUAUGCCCAAGGACAUCCAGUUGGCCCGUCGGAUUCGCGGAGAGCGUGCUUAAUCCGUUAUUCAGUAGCCAUUUGUGUUAGUUUUGUCGGGUAUUUUGAUGGUUUGAAAGAUGCGAAAGCUCAAUAGGAGGACGCUUUGUAUGAUAAUUCCUCGUUUUUUCGAUUUCUUAUGAGGACAUUACAUUGUCUGAAUCAUUUGUCUCUAAACUUGGAAGGAGUAGUUUGACUAUUUCAAUAUCCUUGGAUGUUACAUCUCA